AAUUAAGUAACGUAAGAGGUUGUAGUACGUUGACUGGUUUGACCCCUGGGCGGUGCCACGUGGCGAUGUGGACGAUGUCGGUUCCAACUCGGUAAGCUUACCUCCCCCUCCGUUAUUUUCGUGCAGUUUUAAAGUAAUGGUGGCGUGAUUGUGGGGUACGUGGGGGGCGUACGUGGUUCGUCGCAUUCGAGCCUAAGAUUUAUCCAAUUACACGAUUAGGCUCGCCAAAAGUGACGAGCCCAAAGUCCAAGCCGUGCUUAGAAUGGGUUCGGGGGGGAUGUGUCAAGCGUGUGAAGUGUUUGACCAAAUCGAGUGUCCGGAGACGUGAUGUGGUUGCUCAUUACGAGUUGCCACAGCAAACAGCUUUUUCAUCCAGUGGGAAUCCGACACGCGGGCCAUUCUCUUCUCCGAGGCAAAAUUGGCCCAAGUGGAUUGAAGCUCACAUGUUCGAGGAAAUAUCUCAGAGAACGGUUAAUUUACUUAGCAUCAGAUUCAAACCACCAUUGAUUUAUCAGCAACAGGACAAAAUGAGAAGCUUCACCUGCACUGAGAAUGCAUAUACAUGUUGCAAAUUUAUUAUCAAUAUUAAAUUGUUCAACAGAGCCAUUGCCAGGAAAAAUGAUGCGCAAUGAAGAACCAAAAUCGCGGCUAUCAAUCAAAGGCUAUUAUUGCUCGGAACUGGAAUGAUUCGCCAACACGCAACCUAAUUAAGUUUUAUGUACUAAUUCUGGUCUGAAGGUAUGUCUUAUUUUUUCUAAAUAAGCUUUCAUCAUCAUCAUCAUUAUUAUUAUAAUUCAUUAUUCUACCUGGUACGUUUUACAAGCUAUAAUUCGUGAAUGCAUUACAAUAGGAACCCUCUUUCACCUGCGUGUGAGUUUCGACAAAAUUAUUGAUUAGUUACUGAGUAAUAACUUUAGAUUAAAUUUUCUAUUUUUGAAGUUUUAGAAGCUCAGUACUUUAAGCUCAGUGUCGCGAUAAAAGUAACACAAUUUUUUUGCUUUUCUUAGAGCCGAGGAAUUGUUCUAAAUUAUAGCCCAACAAAUAAACUGUUGGACAACCAACAAAAUGUAAAUUAAAAAAAAAAAAAAAAAAGAAGAAGAAGAGAUGUUCCAACAUUCCGACCCAACUUUUCCCACCACCAUGUGUUAAAGAAAGCGACAACAUUCAAACUUAAUACGAACUUACCAACAAAGAGUACGUGAAGCUUACAAAUAAUCCCCAAUAUAAUUCUGGUAAUGCAAAUUGAUUCUUAUUCUUGUUUUAUUCAAGCACUUUAAUUCUCAAUAAAUUUUUACAUAUUAUACCGUACUCCAGUUCUCGCCGUAAGAAAAUUUGGAACUUUCUUUUGUUGUAAACUAGACUCUGGGUAAGAUGGUUGUUUCAUACGAAAAUUAUGUUUCUUAGGACCAACCAUGAAAGCUAAAUGCAAUAUUUAUUAUGUAUAAAACUUGGUAAGCUACAACAUUUAAAGUGAAAAACAUGAGUUAUCCACUCAUUUAUUAGAUACUAAUAAAAAUUACGGAAACACACGUCCUUUUCCUUUGACCAUUUUAUGUUUUCCUUGUUAGGAAAAAAAAAAAAGAGAUAAAAACAGCAAGGAAAUUUUAAAAUAAUAAUAAAAAAAAAAAGAAAAGUUGGCCUAAACAGCAACCUCCCUUAGCCCUUAAACAUCCCUGGAUCCCCCACGCUCCACCAACUAUUCCAAAUUAAAAGAGAAAAAAAAACCUUUCAUGGCCGAGGAAGAGGAGAAGAAGACGAAGAAGAAGAAGAAGAAGCAGCAGCAUCAUCAGCAUCCCCCUCCCCAAAACCCUAACCCUAACACCCAAUUCCCCUCCUUCUUCUCCUCCGCCGGGGCGAAGAAACCCUCGGCCUCGGCAUCGGUCUCGGCCUCGGCCGCGGAGGCGCAGUUCAAGGCGAGCUCGGAGGUGAAGGGGCUGCGGUUCGGGGGCCAGUUCGUGGUGCGAUCGUUCACGGUGCGGCGGGCGUCGCCGCUGGAGCUGCUGCGGCUGCUGGACAUCCCGGCGGCGUUCCUGGCGCGGUGCGCGAGCCUGCCGUUCCCGUCGACGACGACGUACCUCCCGACGAGCUUCACGAUCCUCGCCCACCACGCGUGGCGCACGCUCACGCUGGGCCUCGGCACCAACAAGUCCAAGGCGCUGGUCUUCGUCUUCGAGUCCGAGGCCAUGAAGGCCGCGGUGGACCAGCUCUGGCCCCCGCUCGUCCCCCUCGGCGACGUCAACAAGAAGCUCAUCCGGGGCCUCACCGGCACCGACAUGGCGCGCUUCAAGUUCCGCAAGGGCUGCCUCACCCUCUACGUCUACGCCGUCCGCCGCUCCGGCGCCGUCGGCUUCGCCUGCGCCGACGAUCUCCGCCGCGUCCUCGAGGCCGUCGUCGCGCUCAAGGACUUCCUCGACCACACCGCCAUGCUCGCCCUCCCCACCCAGCGCUCCAUCGCCUUCGCCCCCCCCACCGCCGUCGCCAUGGCCCACUGAUCCUCCCCCCUCCUCCCACCAGGUUCCAAACUCAAAUUCUUUACAAAUUUCUCUUCUUCUUCUUCUUCUUCUUCUUCUUCGAUUUUUGUGGAGCCUCCUCAACUACAGCCCAAUAUUUGAAAUUAGGCGCCCCCCUUUAACUUUGUUAUUAUUUUCAAUUUUUAAUUUUGACACUUCUAUUUUUCUUUUCUUUUUUUCUUCUUCUUUUGGAUUUUGAGUUUUCCUAGUUGUUAAGCUUCAAAUUUUUAUUGAGGUGAUAAAAACAUCAAUAAACGUGAUAAAGUUUUUAAUUUUAUUCUAUUAGAAUAGCUUAAUUUUGAAAGAUCUCAAAGAGUGAAGUUAAGAAGGAACCAUUUUAGGAUGAUCCGUCUUAUGGUUGAGAGGGUUUCUGUACAUUUUUUUCCUUUUUCACUUUGUCGAGUAGUAACAACUUGAUCUUUUGAAUAGUUCUCCUUUUUUUCCCCUUUUUUUUUUUUUUACUACUUUGAUUUUAAUGAGCAGUGAGGUAAUGCUGCUCAAAUUUGUUUUUUUUUUUAGUUAAAUUCUGUUUAUAGAGAAUUUAAUCCCCUUGUAUUAGGAUUUGCUCAUUGAGUGUGCGUAGAGCUGUGCUGUUCAGUCCAAUUUGUGUAAUUUUUGUGUCAUGAGACAAUUCUUUGUUCAUUUUGUUGUUCAAGCCUAUGUUCUCCAUGUGCAUGUAAUAUAUUAUUAUUAUGCUUCAAAAACCUCAGUUCUCCAUGUGCAUGUAAUAUUAUUAUUAUGCUUCAAAAGCCUCAGUUCUCCAUGUGUA
Ananas comosus (pineapple) is the source of this 3279-nucleotide messenger RNA. RefSeq lists its product as uncharacterized. Bases 1731 to 2492 code for a protein of 253 amino acids. The record is from RefSeq and is a predicted model, not a curated record. The transcript is spliced from 3 exons. Lineage: Eukaryota; Viridiplantae; Streptophyta; Magnoliopsida; Poales; Bromeliaceae.